Messenger RNA from Saprolegnia parasitica CBS 223.65, 792 nucleotides. RefSeq lists its product as hypothetical. The record is from RefSeq and is a predicted model, not a curated record. The transcript has a single exon. Lineage: Eukaryota; Oomycota; Saprolegniomycetes; Saprolegniales; Saprolegniaceae. Bases 1 to 792 code for a protein of 263 amino acids.
AUGCACCCGGAAGGACCUGGCCCGAUGGACGAGCUGGACCGCGAGCUCGAGACGCUGCAGCACAAGGCCAUGAGCGAUGGCUCGGACGAAGACCUCCUCACGGACGUCGGCUUCAUGUUUGACGACUGCCUUGAAAAGGUCACGUGCGAGUUCACGUAUGGUACGAGCUCCAGCGGCGCGCCGCGCGUCAGCGUCAUGCUGAGCUACGUGCAGGACAACCCGGGCUUUGUGCAGUCGGGACACUACGUGUGGCCAGCCGCGCCUGCGCUCUGCGAGUAUAUGGUGUCGAACUUUGAGUCGCUGCCGCGCGGCAACGUGCUCGAGCUUGGUGCGGGCUGCGGCCUCGCGGGCCUCGUCUUCGCGCAGCUGGACCCGGCGUCGCGCAUCAUUUUUACGGACCACGAUCCCGGCGUCCUCAAGACGAUCGAGCACAACGUGACGAUGCAAACGCACCGCGCGCAAGCCACGUGCCACACCCAGAGUCUGCGGUGGGGGCCCGAAGGCGCCAACGAGAUUGAGGCCAUCGAGCGCGUCCAGAGCGGUCAGCGCGCGACCGAUCUCAUUGUCGGUACGGACGUUAUCUACGCGCGCGAGAUUGUGAGCUUGCUCUUCUGGACCAUCGACCAGCUUCUGGCCUCAAGCGGGCUCUUUCUCAUGUGCUCGAGCUUUUGCUACGACGACGAAACCGAGGCCGAGAUCGAUGUCAUGUGCACGCAGUACAAGCUGUCGCGCCGAAUCAUCUCGUGCGCGCUUCCGACCGGCACGCGCAUUCAAGUCUUUACGCGUCAAUAG